AUGCCAUCAGGUUCCGAGAGCGUAGAUUUGUUGAAUCUUGCGCGCGCAUGGAUCACAGUGGCGUCAAAUACUCAACCUGAACAAGACGAUUGCGUGUUUUGGAAGCGUGUUGAAUCUGCGUAUGCAACAAAUGUACCUCCAACAAAUCAAUGCUGGACUAUAGACAUGCUACAAAAGCAAUGGAAAGCAAUGCGUCCCGCAAUGGUAGCAUUCGUCACUCUUUUUAGUCAAAGAUACAAAAAAUUAGAGACUUUAGGUGAUAAUGUGCGUCAGGCGUUCGAGUGGGCAAUCAAGACUUUUCGUGCUGCUACAAAGAAGGACUUUGAGUUUGUGUCAGUAGCAUGGCUACUAGUCAACCAAACGACAUGGUGGAUGGUCUUGAAGCCUCGGCUUAUGCACCAAUUCGCCUCGAUGCAUGAAGAAGACGAGACACAAGAGCAACAAGAGAAGCAACAAGCGUCUAUAGAAGUUUCUCAGUGUACAACGCGGUCAAGCAGCGCUGACGAUAGAGACCAAAGUCGAAAAAGGCACAUUAAACAGAGAGGAGAGUUCAAGAAUUGUCACUCGCUGCCGUCAGCAGAGGAUUUUCAUCGGAUGGUCGAUGAACAAAAGUCUAAAGAUAUGGCACAAGUGAUGGAGCGACGUCUAGAGUUAGACAUCAUGACGCAGAGCGAAGUUGGCUUGUCACCUGAGGCAAAGGAGUAUCUUGUCUUGCAGCGCCAAUUAAUCUUGCAACGUCUCAAGAAGAAGAUCAAGCAUUAG
This is a messenger RNA of Plasmopara halstedii, 762 nucleotides long. RefSeq lists its product as uncharacterized. Lineage: Eukaryota; Oomycota; Peronosporomycetes; Peronosporales; Peronosporaceae. The record is from RefSeq and is a predicted model, not a curated record. The transcript has a single exon. Bases 1 to 762 code for a protein of 253 amino acids.